AAACCAACAGAACUGGAGAGAAAUUGAAAUUUUUUGGGUUUAAACCAAAUCCUAUUGUACCUUUCUUCUUCCUCGUGGUUAACCACAUUCGGCCAUGAAUUGAAUGAAGCGAAACCAAACUGUUGAUUUUCUUCUUUAAUAGAUUGGUUUACCUAUUGGAUGAAGAAGAGCCACAACAUGCGCUUCCUCUUGCGCGUUCCAUGCCCGUCUCCUCCUCUCUGUGUAUUUGAUUACACCAAACCCAGACCAUAUCGUCCGCCGAAGCUCUCCUUCUCCUCUCCCCGCCGUUCUCGCUCUUCCCGUUCCCGUUGGAGCCACAACAACCAUGUCGAAAACAGCCAGCGCGUCAGCCUUAAACGGACCAUCGACUUCGAUUCCUCCGCCGAUAACCCCAACCUCAAAUUGCUCAUCCAGUUCGAGCCAAUAUCGCCCUUUUCUCACCUCGACCGCUUCGUCUCUUUAUCCAACGACGCUUUCCAAGACCUCAUACAUUCGGUUCACAUCGAUACCGAAACUCGCACCUUUCGACUCUCCUGCAGCAAGUCGACCCUUAAAUUCUUCGCCGCCGUCCUCGUCUGUGUGUUCCUCAUCGCUUUCGCUUUCAGGGUUUGCAUCAAGCUCGGUUCGGCCAUCCGGGCUCGGUUUUUGCCGAAACCCAAGGUUAUUGUUCGCCGGGACCGGAGUCUCGGAGGCAGAGAAGUGAUUGUUGGGACAAACAGAGACCAGGGUCAUCGUCAUCCUUCUAUUGAUUUCAAUGCUUUGGACAAUCCGUUAUCCUUAUCCACAACUUCAUCUCUUGCCAAUAUGACCAAUUAUUCACGCUUCCAUGUUAGUGAGAAAUUGCCCAAAUGGUGGCCUCAACCGGUUUCUGCGCCUAAAACUGCCUCCGUUUUCGAUUCUGAGUAUUACCAGACUCAGGCCAACAGAUUGAUUAAAGCAAUCAUCGAAAAUAGAUUGGCUGGAAAGGACUUUGCUGAGGACGAUAUAAUUCAAUUACGUCAAAUAUGCAGGACAUCUGGUGUGCGUGUCUCCAUUGACACAACAAACACCCGGGAUUCAUUGUAUCGUGCAGCGGUUGAGUUGGUUUUAAAUGUUUGCUGCAGGGGCAGGGCAUCGAGUCAGUCUACUGAUGUUCAGAUCGAUGGUGAGGAAGCUCGACAAUUCCUUGCCGGGCUAGCUGAAAAUAUUGGACUUGACAAUAUCCGUGCUUCUAGAAUGGCAUCCGCUGGUGUUGCUGCAAGAACACGUUAUUGUUUUUUGCAGGCUUGGGCUUUUGAAAUGCAAGGCAAACGUACCAACGCAGUGUCGGAACUGUCCAAGAUAUGUCUCAUGCACUGCAUUUUUCCUCCCGGAGAGUCCUCUCCUGAGAUGGAGAUGGUUGCACGAGGAUUGGAGAAAAUUUUGAAGGUGGAGCAGAGGGAAUUAUUGAUGACUAUGGUGGUAGCGAUUUGUAACUGUAGCGACGAAACCCGUAUAAGUACAUCCGAGGCUCUAGGUUUGAUUUAUUGACACUCGUAUGGCUUU
Molecule: messenger RNA, 1524 nt
Organism: Hibiscus syriacus
Lineage: Eukaryota; Viridiplantae; Streptophyta; Magnoliopsida; Malvales; Malvaceae
Exons: 6
Coding region: 160-1509 (449 amino acids)
Source: RefSeq, a predicted model, not a curated record